GCCCUGACAGAGCGGCGGAGGCUGACUGACACCGAGGCUGGAAAACAUGUCGACUCUCCGGGCUGAGCCGAGCGGACGCGACGGUCGCAGACACGCAGCACUGAGCCAUGACACCACCGCGCCGCGUUGUUGACGUCCCUCCGAGCGAGUGAGUGAUGCUCUCGAGAAAGAAAAGCAAAAACGAAGCGUCCAAACCGGCCGAGGUCCACGGGAAGUAUGUGAAGAAGGAAACGUCGCCGCUGCUCAGAAAUCUGAUGCCCUCGUUCAUCCGCCAUGGACCCACUAUUCCCAGACGCACAGAGGUCCCUCUGCCAGAGAUGGGGCCCUCAUCCUACCCUCCUCCCAGCCGGGAGCCCGUGGUGUCCCGCAACAAGAGUUUCCUCCGCACCCCCGUGCAGAGGCCUGCACAUGAGGUGGCCCGCAGGGAGAGCCACCGCAUGUCGGCACCCCCAUACCUGCCUCGCAGUCUGGGGGACCUCCCCCACGAGUACGGAGGCUCCUCACAGUCUUUCCUCACAGACGUGAGCCCCAUGUCUGAGAAUGGAGACGCUGGCCGCUAUUAUUACCCCUCUGAACCUUACUAUGACAGCCAGCAGCAUCAACAACCGCAACAGCAGCAGCAGCAGCAGCAGCAGCACCCGCAGCAGCAGCAGCGUCAGCCCAUGAUGGUCCCAGAUCGCUUUCCUGAGGACUAUAGAUACUAUGAGCACAAUGAACACAACUUCCAAAGAGUUCCCCGACAGCACACUCCCCCAGCUCCCAGCAGACCCCCUUCAGGCAUAGGUCGAAUACAGGCCAAAUCCCUGGGGAACCUCUCCAAUCUGACGGGAGAGGACCUCCCACUUCCGCCCGGCUGGACCGUCGACUGGACCAUCCGUGGCAGGAAGUACUACAUCGACCACAACACCAACACUACACACUGGAGCCACCCUCUGGAGCGGGAGGGGCUCCCUCCAGGCUGGGAGAAGGUGGAGUCGGCCGAGUUCGGGGUCUACUACGUGGAUCACAUCAACAAGAGGGCACAGUAUCGCCACCCCUGUGCUCCGAGCGUCCCUCGUUAUGAUCAACCCCCACCACUACCACCUCCUGUGACCUAUCAGCCACGUCCCAUAGAUAGGAACCAGCCGGUGCUGGUGCCAGCUAACCCGUACCACACCGCCGAGAUUCCAGACUGGCUGCAGGUGUACGCCCGUGCACCACUAAAGUACGACCACAUCUUGAAGUGGGAGUUGUUCCAGCUGGCCGACCUGGACACGUAUCAGGGCAUGUUGAAGCUGCUCUUCAUGAAGGAGCUGGAGCACAUCGUCAAAUCCUACGAGGCGUACCGACAGGCGCUGCUGUCCGAGGUGGAGGCCCGCAAGCAGCGGCAGCAGUGGUACGCCCAGCAGCCCAACAAGAACUUCAUGGGGAACAUGUGAUGUGUAUGUGCACUCAGGAUGCCGCACCGCGACACGCCCCUCCUGUGGUCACCACAGUUUGGGAGCGGUCAGGGUUUCUCUUUGAAAUCGUGAUUGACUCUUAAUUGCCUCUUUACCAAACACAUCUGUGCCUUCGCUUGAUCCAAAUAUAUCAGCCAGGAAGUUGAGACGCACGACAGGAUUGGGACAGGAUUCGUGAAUGAUCCUGGGAUUGAAAAACACUCCGAUGAAGAAGAAGAUGAAAAAAAAGACGUGUAAAUGUGCUUCAUCUGGGGAGACGGCCUGCGGAGCCGUUCACAGCCACUGCCCCGAGAACCGAGUUGCUGUUUGGAUUUGAGUUUUAAAGACUGAGGAGAACAGAGACUGAAAAACCCGUUGUUGAAAAACACCCAGAGAUUGUGCCUUCUUUUCUUUUUUCUUUUUCUACGAAUAAAUCGCAGCAUUUUUACAAUGUCUGCUCGUAUCGUGUAUCCACCAGCUCCCACGUCAUUUUUUCCUCUGGGAGAAAACGACCGGCAGCUUCUUCUAAUUUGUUCCCAUACGAAAUACUUCAUGCCUAUUUUUCCUUUUGCUUUGUUACCCUCAUAAAAACUGAAGCCACAGUCUUUUUUACACUACACAAAAAAGUGUGCAUUUUUUUUUCUUAUUUUAUGACAAACUGUAUGCUUUACGAGACAAUCCACCAAAACUCUGAACAGAUAUUUAAGGUUUGAUAUGAAACGCGUCUUUGCUUAAAGACCUUUUGACGGACGGCGCAUCACACCGGAUGCAGUGGUUGGAGCUUCUCUAGGCUCUUUGGCAUUACUGUAAGUCAGGAAUAUACUUGUGUUUGUGUACAAUGAAACUUAAAUAAGCUACUGGAACGUUUUUAAAACACUACAGAAGACUCAAAGUUUGCUAAACAAGUGCAAUUCAAUUUCUCUCUAUAUAUUUCCCACUUCGGUGAUGCCUUAUAUUUCACGGACUGACACGUCUCUUGUGAAGCGCAGGUUCUUGGAAGAUUAUUCUAUUGGUUAACAAAGAUAUUCAGAAGUGUCCUUAAAUCUGAGGUCUUGUCUAGAGAAGACAGGAUCCAGGGUUUAACUAUGUGUUAAAAAGUUUACGACUCUAACUUAUAAAUCGGGGUUUGGUUCUAUUUUGAAUAUUAAGUAGUUUAAAGUACAUUUGUAUGAGAAUAUCUGCAAUACACUUCUGAAUUUCCUAAAAAAUACAUGUUACAGUUACAGUAGAAUAAGUUUAUAAAGAACCUUUUGGCUUCUCUAAAACGAAAAGUCUCGAUCACAUCUUUUUCAGAAUGGUGUCAACAGCAGUUUGUACAUAUCUCAUGUUGUUACCAAUACAAGACAAAAGCAAUAAAGUCUGCAGUGAAGAAAAACACA
This is a messenger RNA of Platichthys flesus (European flounder), 2797 nucleotides long. It is a transcript of the gene sav1, whose product is annotated as salvador family WW domain containing protein 1. Gene Ontology annotation, biological process: apoptotic process; regulation of cell population proliferation; hippo signaling. The transcript has 5 exons. Gene Ontology annotation, molecular function: molecular adaptor activity; protein binding. The record is from RefSeq and is a predicted model, not a curated record. Lineage: Eukaryota; Metazoa; Chordata; Actinopteri; Pleuronectiformes; Pleuronectidae. The coding region runs from base 156 to 1418 and encodes 420 amino acids.